AUGAAGGUAACUGCGCCAGGAGAUCCGGGGACUGAGGUGGAACGUGUGGUUAGGGAGAGGAGAGGAGAGAGAGGAGAGGAGAGGAGAGUGAACUGGCAGAGGGGUUUGUUUACUAGUACAGUAGGAGUUCCCUAUCCUUUACUACAUAUCUCAUGGGUACUUAGGCAUGCCCUAUCUGACUACAUUCUCUAGGCACUAGGCAAGCUAUCCUUUCUAUCAGUGAUCUCUACUAAAGGACUAGGAGCCCUACCUUUCUACAUAUCUCAGCACUAUGGCUAUUUUUCAGUAUAGCUCCUAUCCUUUCAGACAUAUCAUAGGCACUAGGAGCUGAAUCCUUUCUCUUCUAGGCAGGGGGGGGUUUUCAUAGUCUCAUAGGACACUAGGGAAGCCCAGGAUCCGGUUUGUGAACUAUCUAUAGGACUAGGGAGGCCCUAUCACUUACAUAUCUGCAUAGGUUACUAGAAGAGCAUCCUAUCCUUUCUACAUAUCUCAUAGGUACUAGGGCAGCCCUAUCCUUUCUACAUAUCUCAUAGGCACUAGGCAGCCCUAUCCUUUCUACAUAUCUCAUAGGCACUAGGCAGCCCUAUCCUUUCUACAUAUCUCAUAGGCACUAGGGAGCCCUAUCCUUUCUACAUAUCUCAUAGGCACUAGGGAGCCCUAUCCUUUCUACAUAUUCUCAUAGGCACUAGGGAGCCCUAUCCUUUCUACAUAUCUCAUAGGCACUAGGGAGCCCUAUCCUUUCUACAUAUCUCAUAGGUACUAGGGAGCCCUAUCCUUUCUACAUAUCUCAUAGGUACUAGGCAGCCCUAUCCUUUCUACAUAUCUCAUAGGUACUAGGCAGCCCUAUCCUUUCUAAUAUCUCAUAGGACUAGGCAGCCCUAUCCUUUCUACAUAUCCAUAGGACUAGGCAGCCUAUCCUUUCUACAUAUCUCAUAGGCAGCCCUAUCAUUUCUACAUAUCUCAUAGGCAGCCCUAUCCUUUCUACAUAUCUCAUAGGUACUAGGCAGCCCUAUCCUUUCUACACAUCUCAUAGGUACUAGGCAGCCCUAUCCUUUCUACAUAUUUCAUAGGCACUAGGGAGCCCUAUCCUUUCUACAUAUCUCAUAGGUACUAGGGAGCCAUAUCCUUUCUACAUAUCUCAUAGGCACUAGGCAGCCCUAUCCUUUCUACAUAUCUCAUAGGUACUAGGGCAGCCCUAUCCUUUCUACAUAUGUCAUAGGAGUUAUUACUAGGCAGCCCUAUCUUUCUACAUAUUAUACGGCACUCAGGGAGCCCUAUACCUUUCUACACAUCUCAUAGUACUAGGAGCCCUAUCCUUUCUACAUAUCUCAUAGGACAAGCCCUAUCCUUUCUACAUAUCUCAUAGGUACUAGGGAGCCCUAUCCUUUCUACAUAUCUCAUAGGUACUAGGCAGCCCUAUCCUUUCUACAUAUCUCAUAGGUACUAGGCAGCCCUAUCCUUUCUACAUGUAUCAUAGGUACUAGGCAGCCCUAUCCUUUCUACAUAUCUCAUAGGCACUAAGAGCCCUAUCCUUUCUACAUAUCUCAUAGGUACUAGGGAGCCCUAUCCUUUCUACAUAUCUCAUAGGCAGCCCUAUCCUUUCUACAUAUCUCAUAGGCACUAGGGAGCCCUAUCCUUUCUACAUAUUCAUAGGACAGGAGCCCUAUCCUUUCUACAUAUUCAUAGGCACUGGGAGCCCUAUCCUUUCUACAUAUCUCAUAGGCACUAGCAGCCCUAUCCUUUCUACAUAUCUCAUAGGACAGGGCAGCCCUAUCCUUUCUACAUAUCUCAUAGGUACUAGGGAGCCCUAUCCUUUCUACAUAUUCAUAGGCACUAGGCAGCCCUAUCCUUUCUACAUAUCUCAUAGGACUAGGAGCCCUAUCCUUUCUACAUAUCAUACGGUAUAGGCAGCCCUAUCCUUUCUACAUAUCUCAUAGGUACUAGGCAGCCCUAUCCUUUCUACAUAUCUCAUAGGCAGCCUAUCCUUUCUACAUAUCUCAUAGGACUAGGCAGCCCUAUCCUUUCUACAUGUUCAUAGGUACUAGGGAGCCCUAUCCUUUCUACAUAUCUCAUAGGCACUAAGAGCCCUAUCCUUUCUACAUAUAUCAUAGGCACUAAGGAGCCCAAUCCUUUCACUAAGCACCACUACAUACAUAGGACUAGGCAGCCCAUAUUCAAACUAGAUAUACAUAUAUCAUAGGCACUAGGCAGCCCUAUCCUUUCUAAUAUCUCAUAGGUACUAGGCAGCCCUAUCCUUUCUACAGUAUCUAUAGGCAGCCCUAUCCUUUCUACAUAUCUCACUAGGCACUAAGGAGCCCUAUCCUUCUACAUAUCUCAUAGGCACUAGGAGCCCUAUCCUUUCUACAUAUCUCAUAGGAGCCCUAUCCUUUCUACAUAUUUCAUAGGCUACUAGGGAGCCCUAUCCUUUCUACAUAUUUCAUAGGCACUAGGGAGCCCUAUCCUUUCUACAUAUCUCAUAGGUACUAGGCAGCCCUAUCCUUUCUACAUAUCUCAUAGGCAGCCCUAUCCUUUCUACAUAUCUCAUAGGUACUAGGCAGCCCUAUCCUUUCUACAUAUCUCAUAGGUACUAGGCAGCCCUAUCCUUUCUACAUAUCUCAUAGGUACUAGGCAGCCCUAUCCUUUCUACAUGUAUCAUAGGUACUAGGCAGCCCUAUCCUUUCUACAUAUCUCAUAGGCACUAAGAGCCCUAUCCUUUCUACAUAUCGCAUUAGGCACUAGGAGCCCUAUCCUUUCUACAUAUCUCAUAGGUACUAGGCAGCCCUAUCCUUUCUACAUAUCUCAUAGGACAGCCCCUAUCCUUUCUACAUAUGUCAUAGGUACUAGGAGCCCUAUCCUUUCUACAUAUCUCAUAGGUACUAGGCAGCCCUAUCCUUUCUACAUGUAUCAUAGGUACUAGGCAGCCCUAUCCUUUCUACAUAUCUCAUAGGCACUAAGAGCCCUAUCCUUUCUACAUAUCUCAUAGGCACUAAGGAGCCCUAUCCUUUCUACAUAUCUCAUAGGUACUAGGCAGCCCUAUCCUUUCUACAUAUCUCAUAGGCAGCCCUAUCCUUUCUACAUAUUUCAUAGGCACUAGGGAGCCCUAUCCUUUCUACAUAUCUCAUAGGUACUAGGCAGCCCUAUCCUUUCUACAUAUCUCAUAGGCAGCCCUAUCCUUUCUACAUAUUUCAUAGGCACUAGGGAGCCCUAUCCUUUCUACAUAUCUCAUAGGUACUAGGGAGCCCUAUCCUUACCACAUAUCUCAUAGGCACUAGGCAGCCCUAUCCUUUCUACAUAUGUCAUAGGUACUAGGGAGCCAUAUCCUUUCUACAUAUCUCAUAGGUACUUGGCAGCCCUAUCCUUUCUACAUAUGUCAUAGGCAGCCCAAUCCUUUCUACAUAUCUCAUAGGCACUAAAGAGCCCUAUCCUUUCUACAUAUCUCAUAGGCAGCCCUGUCCUUUCUACAUAUCUCAUAGGUACUAGGCAGCCCUAUCCUUUCUACAUAUCUCAUAGGUACUAGGGAGCCCUAUCCUUUCUACAUAUCUCAUAGGUACUAGGGAGCCCUAUCCUUUCUACAUAUCUCAUAGGCAGCCCUAUCCUUUCUACAUAUUUCAUAGGCACUAGGGAGCCCUAUCCUUUCUACAUAUCUCAUAGGUACUAGGCAGCCCUAUCCUUUCUACAUAUCUCAUAGGCAGCCCUAUCCUUUCUACAUAUUUCAUAGGUACUAGUGAGCCCUAUCCUUUCUACAUAUCUCAUAGGUACUAGGGAGCCCUAUCCUUUCUACAUAUCUCAUAGGCAGCCCUAUCCUUUCUACAUAUUUCAUAGGCACUAGGGAGCCCUAUCCUUUCUACAUAUCUCAUAGGCAGCCCUAUCCUUUCUACAUAUUUCAUAGGUACUAGUGAGCCCUAUCCUUUCUACAUAUCUCAUAGGUACUAGGCAGCCCUAUCCUUUCUACAUAUCUCAUAGGCAGCCCUAUCCUUUCUACAUAUCUCAUAGGCAGCCCUAUCCUUUCUACAUAUCUCAUAGGCAGCCCUAUCCUUUCUACAUAUCUCAUAGGCAGCCCUAUCCUUUCUACAUAUCUCAUAGGCACUAGGGAGCCCUAUCCUUUCUACAUAUCUCAUAGGCACUAGGGAGCCCUAUCCUUUCUACAUAUCUCAUAGGUACUAGGCAGCCCUAUCCUUUCUACAUAUCUCAUAGGUACUAGGGAGCCCUAUCCUUUCUACAUAUCUCGUAGGCAGCCCUAUCCUUUCUACAUAUCUCAUAGGCAGCCCUAUCCUUUCUACAUAUCUCAUAGGCACUAGGCAGCCCUAUCCUUUCUAAAUUUCUCUGCUUACCCGCUUUGCCUUAUCUCACAUUGCUCUCUCUCAAUCCUUCUCAUUCUGUCCCGCUCUCUUUAGUGCCCAGCAGUGUUGGGAAGAUGGAGGUGUCAGGCUACCAGUCCAAGCUGUUUUAACUCUCCUCCCUGGCUCCCAUCCUCUCUCUCUCUCCUCCCUGGCUCCCAUCCUCUCUCUCAAUUCAAUUAAAUUUAAGGGCUUUAUUGGCAUGGGAAACGUGUGUUAACAUUGCCAAAGCAAGUGAAGUAGAUAGUAAACAAAAGUGAAAUAAACAAUAAAUAUUAACAGUAAACAUUACACUCAGAAGUUCCAAAAGAAUAAAGAUAUUUCAAAUGUCAUAUUAUGUAUAUAUACAGUGUUGUAACGAUGUGCAAAUAGUUAAAGUACAAAUGGGAAAAUAAAUAAACAUAAAUAUGGGUUGUAUUUACAAUGGUGUUUGUUCUUCACUGGUUGCCCUUUUCUUGUGGCAACAGGUCACACAUUUUGCUGCUGUGAUGUCACACUGUGGUUUUUCACCCAGUAGAUAAGGGAGUUAUCAAAAUUGGGUUUGUUUUCAAAUUCUUUGUGGAUCUCUGUAAUCUGAGGGAAAUAUGUGUCUCUAAUAUGGUCAUACAUUUGGCAGGAGGUUAGGAAGUGCAGCUCAGUUUCCACCUCAUUUUGUGGGCAGUGUGCACAUAACCUGUCUUCUCUUGAGAGCCAGGUCUGCCUACGGCGGCCUUUCUCAAUAGCAAGGCUAUGCUCACUGAGUCUGUACAUAGUCAAAGCUUUCCUUAAAUUUGGGUCAGUCACAGUGGUCAGGUAAUUCUGCCACUGUGUACUCUCUGUUUAGAGCCAAAUAGCAUUCUAGUUUGCUCUGUUUUUUUGUUAAUUCUUUCCAAUGUGUCAAGUAAUUCUCUCUUUGUUUUCUCAUGAUAUGGUUGGGUCUAAUUGUUGGCAGAGCAUGGCGCUUGCAACGCCAGGGUUGUGGGUUCGAUUCCCACGGGGGGCCAGUAUGAAAAAAUGUAUGCAUUCACUAAAACUGUAAGUUGCUCUGGAUAAGAGCGUCUGCUAAAUGACUAAAAUGUAAAUGUUGUUGUUGUCCUGGGGCUCUGUGGGGUCUGUUUGUGUUUGUGAACAGAGCCCCAGGACCAGCUUACUUAGGGGACUAUUUGUAGGUGAUGGCUUUGUUAUGGAAGUUUUGGGAAUCGCUUCCUUUUAAGUGGUUAUAGAAUUUAACGGCUCUUUUCUGGAUUUUGAUAAUUAGCGGGUAUCGGCCUAAUUACAUUUACAUUACAUUUUAGUCAUUUAGCAGACGCUCUUAUCCAGAGCGACUUACAGUUAGUGAAUACAUAUCUUUUUAUAAUUCUACUCUGCAUGCAUUAUUUGGUGUUUUUCGUUGUACACAGAGGAUAUUUUUGCAGAAUUCUGCAUGCAGAGUUUCAAUUUGGUGUUUGUCCCAUUUUGUGAAUUCUUGGUUGGUGAGCGGACCCCAGACCUCACAACCAUAAAGGGCAAUGGGUUCUAUAACUGAUUCAAGUAUUGUUAGCCAGAUCCUAAUUGUUACAGUGGGGAAAAAAAGUAUUUAGUCAGCCACCAAUUGUGCAAGUUCUCCAACUUAAAAAGAUGAGAGAGGCCUGUAAUUUUCCUCAUAGGUACACGUCAACUAUGACAGACAAAAUGAGAAAAAAAAAUCCAGAAAAUCACAUUGAAGGAUUUUUAAUGAAUUUAUUUGCAAAUGAUGGUGGAAAAUAAGUAUUUGGUCAAUAACAAAAGUUUCUCAAUACUUUGUUAUAUACCCUUUGUUGGCAAUGACACAGGUCAAACAUUUUCUGUAAGUCUUCACAAGGUUUUCACACACUGUUGCUGGUAUUUUGGCCCAUUCCUCCAUGCAGAUCUCCUCUAGAACAGUGAUGUUUUGGGGCUGUCGCUGGGCAACACAGACUUUCAACUCCCUCCAAAGAUUUUCUAUGGGGUUGAGAUCUGGAGACUGGCUAGGCCACUCCAGGACCUUGAAAUGCUUCUUACGAAGCCACUCCUUUGUUGCCCGGGCGGUGUGUUUGGGAUCAUUGUCAUGCUGAAAAACCCAGCCACGUUUCAUCUUCAAUGUUAAAGAGUAAUUUAGUAAAAAGCCAAUUUGACAUUUGCUCAGUACAUUGUCUUCACUGAGGAAAUGAACUAGUCUGCUGUUAUUGAUAAUGCAGAGGAUUUUCCCAAGGUUGCUGUUGACACAUAUCCCACGGUAGUUAUUGGGGUCAAAUUUGUCUCCACUUUUGUGGAUUGGGGUGAUCAGUCCUUGGUUCCAAAUAUUGGGGAAGAUGCCAGAGCUAAAGAUGAUGUUAAAGAGUUUAAGUAUAGCCAUUUGGAAUUUGUGGUCUGUAUAUUUUAUAAUUUCAUUGAGGAUAUCAUCAACACCACAGGCCUUUUUGGGUUGGAGGGUUUGUAUUUUGUCCUGUAGUUCAUUCAAUGUAAUUAGAGAAUCCAGUGGGUUCUGGUAGUCUUUAAUAGUUGAUUCUAAGAUUUACAUUUGAUCAUGUAUAUUUUUUUGCUGUUUGUUCUUUGUUAUAGGGCCAAAAAGGGGGGGGAGGUCAUCUGCCUUUGGCCUAAAGAGCAGGAACCUGGACUUCACCAAAGAAAUACAGACAUUGUCAUCCUACAAGAAACAUGGUAUAGAGGAGACGGACCCACUGGUUGCCCUCUAGGUUACAGAGAGCUGGUAGUCCCAUCCACCAAACUACCAGGUGUGAAACAGGGAAGAGACUCAGGGGGUAUGCUAAUUUGGUAUAGAGCAGACCUAACUCACUCUAUUAAAUUAGACAAAACAGGAACAUUUUACAUUUGGCUAGAAAUUCAAAAGGAAAUGAUCUCAACAGAGAAAAAUGUCCUCAUGUGUGCUACCUAUAUCCCCCCACUAGAAUCCCAAUACUUUAAUGAAGACAGCUUCUCCAUCCUAGAGGGGCGGCAGGUAGCUUAGUGGGUAAGAGCGUUGUGCCAGUAACCGAAAGGUCGCUGGUUCUAAUCCCCGAGCUGACUAGGUGAAAAAUCUGUCGAUGUGCCCUUAAGCAAGGCACUUAACCCUAAUUGCUCCUGUAAGUCGCUCUGGAUAAGAGCGUCUGCUAAAUGACGUAAAUGUAAAAAUGUAAAUGUAAAAAUCAAUCAUUUCCAGACCCAGGGACAUGUACUAGUCUGUGGCGACCUAAAUGCCAGAACUGGACAAGAACCUGACACCCUCAGCACACAGGGGGACAAACACCUACCUGGAGGUGACAAUAUUCGGGUCACAACUCCUGCAGCUCUGUUGCACGCUGGGUAUGUACAUAGUCAAUGGUAGGCUUCGAGGGGACUCCUAUGGUAGGUACACCUAUAGCCCAUCUCUUGGCAGUAGUACUGUAGACUACUUUAUCACUGACCUCUACCCAGAGUCUCUCAGAGCGUUCACAGUCAGCCCACUGACACCCCUAUCAGAUCACAGCAAAAUCACAGUCUACUUGAACAGAGCAAUACUCAAUCAUGAGGAAUCAAAGCCAAAGGAACUGAAUAAUAUUAAGAAAUGCUAUAGAUGGAAGGAAAGUAGUGUCGAAACCUACCAAAAAACAAUUAGGAAACAACAAAUUCAAUCCCUUUUAGACAACUUCCUGGACAAAACGUUCCACUGUAAUAGUGAAGGUGUAAACUUGGCAGUAGAAAACCUAAACAGUAUAUUUGACUUCUCAGCUUCCCUAUCAAAUCAAAAAAUCUCUAACAGAAAACCGAAGAAAAGUAACAACAGUGACAAAUGCUUUGAUGAAGAAUGCAAAAACCUAAGAAAGAAACUGAGAAACCUAUCCAACCAAAAACAUAGAGACACAGAAAACCUGAGCCUACGCCUUCACUAUGGGGAAUCACUAAAACAAUACAGAAAUACACUACGGAAAAAGAAGGAACAGCAUGUCAGAAAUCAGCUCAAUGUAAUUGAAGAAUCCAUAGACUCUAACCACUUCUGGGGAAAUUGGAAAACACUAAACAAACAACAACACGAAGAGCUAUCUAUCCGAAACCCAGCCACGUUUCAUCUUCAAUGCCCUUACUGAUGGAAGGAGGUUUUCACUCAAAAUCUCACGAUACAUGGCCCCAUUAAUUCUUUCCUUUGCACGGAUCAGUCGUCCUGGUCCCUUUGCAGAAAAACAGCCCCAAAGCAUGAUGUUUCCACCCCCAUGCUUCAUAGUAGGUAUGGUGUUCUUUGGAUGCAACUCAGCAUUCUUUGUCCUCCAAACACGACGAGUUGAGUUUUUACCAAAAAGUUCUAUUUUGGUUUCAUCUGACCAUAUGACAUUCUCCCAAUCCUCUUCCUGAUCAUCCAAAUGCACUCUAGCAAACUUCAGACGGGCCUGGACAUGUACUGUCUUAAGCAGGGGGACACGUCUAGCACUGCAGGAUUUGAGUCCCUGGCGGCGUAGUGUGUUACUGAUGGUAGGCUUUGUUACUUUGGUCCCAGCUCUCUGCAGGUCAUUCACUAGGUCCCCCGUGUGGUUCUGGGAUUUUUGCUCACCGUUCUUGUGAUCAUUUUGACCCCACGGGGUGAGAUCUUGCGUGGAGCCCCAGAUCGAGGGAGAUUAUCAGUGGUCUUGUAUGUCUUCCAUUUCCUACUAAUUGCUCCCACAGUUUAUUUCUUCAAACCAAGAUGCUUACCUAUUGCAGAUUCAGUCUUCCCAGCCUGGUGCAGGUCUACAAUUUUGUUUCUGGUGUCCUUUGACAGCUCUUUGGUCUUGGCCAUAGUGGAGUUUGGAGUGUGACUGUUUGAGGUUGUGGACAGGUGUCUUUUAUACUGAUAACAAGUUCAAACAGGUGCCAUUAAUACAGGUAACCAGUGGAGGACAGAGGAGCCUCUUAAAGAAGAAGUUACAGGUCUGUGAGAGCUAGAAAUCUUGCUUGUUUGUAGGUGACCAAAUACUUAUUUUCCACCAUAAUUUGCUAAUAAAUUCAUUAAAAAUCCUACAAUGUGAUUUUCUUGAUUUUUUUUCCUCAAUUUGUCUGUCAUAGUUGACGUGCACCUAUGAUGAAAAUUACAGGCCUCUUUCAUCUUUUUAAGUGGGAGAACUUGCACAAUUGGUGGCUGACUAAAUACUUUUUUUCCCCACUGUAUGUCAAAUUUUAUGUUCCUUUUGAUGGCAUAGAAGGCCCUUCUUGCCUUGUCUCUCAGAUCAUUCACAGCUUUGUGGAAGUUACCUGUGGCGCUGAUGUUUAGGCCGAGGUAUGUAUAGUUUUUUGUGUGCUCUAGGGCAACGGUGUCUAGAUGGUAUUUGUGGUCCUGGCAACUGGACCUUUUUUGGAACACCAUUAUUUUUGUCUUACUAAGAUUUACUGUCAGGGCCCAGGUCUGACAGAAUCUGUGCAGAAGAUCUAGGUGCUGCUGUAGGCCCUCCUUGGUUGGGGACAGAAGCACCAGAUCAUCAGCAAACAGUAGACAUUUGACUUCAGAUUCUAGUAGGGUAAGGCCGGGUGCUGCAGACUGUUCUAGUGCCCUCGCCAAUUUGUUGAUAUAUAUGUUGAAGAGGGUGGGGCUUAAACUGCAUCCCUGUCUCACCCCACGGCCCUGUGGAAAGAAAUGUGUGUGUUUUUUGCUAAUUUUAACCACACACUUGUUGUUUGUGUACAUGGAUUUUAUAAUGUCGUAUGUUUUUCCCCCAACCCCACUUUCCAUCAAUUUGUAUAGCAGGCCCUCAUGCCAAAUUGAGUCAAAAGCUUUUUUGAAAUCAACAAAGCAUGAGAAGACUUUGCCUUUGUUUUGGUUUGUUUGUUUGUCAGUUAGUGUGUGCAGGGUGAAUACGUGGUCGGUUGUAGGGUAAUUUAGUAAAAAGCCAAUUUGACAUUUGCUCAGUACAUUGUCUUCACUGAGGAAAUGAACUAGUCUGCUGUUAUUGAUAAUGCAGAGGAUUUUCCCAAGGUUGCUGUUGACACAUAUCCCACGGUAGUUAUUGGGGUCAAAUUUGUCUCCACUUUUGUGGAUUGGGGUGAUCAGUCCUUGGUUCCAAAUAUUGGGGAAGAUGCCAGAGCUAAAGAUGAUGUUAAAGAGUUUAAGUAUAGCCAUUUGGAAUUUGUGGUCUGUAUAUUUUAUAAUUUCAUUGAGGAUAUCAUCAACACCACAGGCCUUUUUGGGUUGGAGGGUUUGUAUUUUGUCCUGUAGUUCAUUCAAUGUAAUUAGAGAAUCCAGUGGGUUCUGGUAGUCUUUAAUAGUUGAUUCUAAGAUUUACAUUUGAUCAUGUAUAUUUUUUUGCUGUUUGUUCUUUGUUAUAGGGCCAAAAAGGGGGGGGAGGUCAUCUGCCUUUGGCCUAAAGAGCAGGAACCUGGACUUCACCAAAGAAAUACAGACAUUGUCAUCCUACAAGAAACAUGGUAUAGAGGAGACGGACCCACUGGUUGCCCUCUAGGUUACAGAGAGCUGGUAGUCCCAUCCACCAAACUACCAGGUGUGAAACAGGGAAGAGACUCAGGGGGUAUGCUAAUUUGGUAUAGAGCAGACCUAACUCACUCUAUUAAAUUAGACAAAACAGGAACAUUUUACAUUUGGCUAGAAAUUCAAAAGGAAAUGAUCUCAACAGAGAAAAAUGUCCUCAUGUGUGCUACCUAUAUCCCCCCACUAGAAUCCCAAUACUUUAAUGAAGACAGCUUCUCCAUCCUAGAGGGGCGGCAGGUAGCUUAGUGGGUAAGAGCGUUGUGCCAGUAACCGAAAGGUCGCUGGUUCUAAUCCCCGAGCUGACUAGGUGAAAAAUCUGUCGAUGUGCCCUUAAGCAAGGCACUUAACCCUAAUUGCUCCUGUAAGUCGCUCUGGAUAAGAGCGUCUGCUAAAUGACGUAAAUGUAAAAAUGUAAAUGUAAAAAUCAAUCAUUUCCAGACCCAGGGACAUGUACUAGUCUGUGGCGACCUAAAUGCCAGAACUGGACAAGAACCUGACACCCUCAGCACACAGGGGGACAAACACCUACCUGGAGGUGACAAUAUUCGGGUCACAACUCCUGCAGCUCUGUUGCACGCUGGGUAUGUACAUAGUCAAUGGUAGGCUUCGAGGGGACUCCUAUGGUAGGUACACCUAUAGCCCAUCUCUUGGCAGUAGUACUGUAGACUACUUUAUCACUGACCUCUACCCAGAGUCUCUCAGAGCGUUCACAGUCAGCCCACUGACACCCCUAUCAGAUCACAGCAAAAUCACAGUCUACUUGAACAGAGCAAUACUCAAUCAUGAGGAAUCAAAGCCAAAGGAACUGAAUAAUAUUAAGAAAUGCUAUAGAUGGAAGGAAAGUAGUGUCGAAACCUACCAAAAAACAAUUAGGAAACAACAAAUUCAAUCCCUUUUAGACAACUUCCUGGACAAAACGUUCCACUGUAAUAGUGAAGGUGUAAACUUGGCAGUAGAAAACCUAAACAGUAUAUUUGACUUCUCAGCUUCCCUAUCAAAUCAAAAAAUCUCUAACAGAAAACCGAAGAAAAGUAACAACAGUGACAAAUGCUUUGAUGAAGAAUGCAAAAACCUAAGAAAGAAACUGAGAAACCUAUCCAACCAAAAACAUAGAGACACAGAAAACCUGAGCCUACGCCUUCACUAUGGGGAAUCACUAAAACAAUACAGAAAUACACUACGGAAAAAGAAGGAACAGCAUGUCAGAAAUCAGCUCAAUGUAAUUGAAGAAUCCAUAGACUCUAACCACUUCUGGGGAAAUUGGAAAACACUAAACAAACAACAACACGAAGAGCUAUCUAUCCAAAACGGAGGUCUGGGCGGGGUCUGUUGAUCUGUUGCUCCUGUGUGAGGUGUUGGGUCUGCAGUUGAGGGCGAUAUCCUUUAGGGUCCGGGCGAAGGUGGGCACUGCUGCCUUGUAUAGGUGGACCUGGUCAUAAAGGCUGUUCACGUCCAGGGUGGAGUGGUGGGCCAGGUAGACAUUUGGUUUUGAUGCACAGUCACAGGAAAUACUUGUGUUUACCUGCUGUAUUGUAGCAGGGUGGAAGUAUUUUCAUGGUAGCAGGGUUGAGAUAACCACUUGUGCGUUGGGGAAAGUAGAAGAAGCUUUUUCUAUCACUCCCUUGAGUGCUGUGGCCACCCUUUCCUGCUGUGUUCUCAGGUCGUUUGUGCCUGUGUGUAUUAUUAUGUGGCUGGGUGAUCCUAGUCGGUCCUCAGACAGAAGGUCUAGGGCGCGCUGGGUGUUUGGACACCAGAGUUUAGACACUGUGUGUUUGGGAAAAAGUUUAUUUUCUUGUAUGUAUUUCCCGUUUGAGUCCAUAAGGAGUACAAUCUGUGGCUUGUGUAUGUCCUCAGUGGGUGUGGGGAGGUCGUCAUGAGGGCUAUCAGGGUGGCUGACGGGGGGGGGUGCUCAGAGGGGUUGGGAUCCCAAGGGCUUGGGGUUCUUCAUUUGUUUGUCUCUCUCUAUCUCUCCCCCCCCCCCCCGUGAAGAGGUGUUGUGGAGAUGGAGGUGUCAGGCUACCAGUCCAAGCUGCUGUGUGAGCUCAAUGAGCAGCGGAAGAGAGACUUCUUCUGUGACUGCUGUAUCGUCGUGGAGGGGCGGGUCUUCAAGGCCCAUCGCAACGUUCUAUUCGCCGGCAGCGGUUACUUCCGCGCCCUAUUGGUCCACUACCUACAGGUGAGUCGUUUUAUGAAGUUUACCUGGUACUGAUACAAAAUACAUAGUUAAGGAGCCUGUGUAUUGUUUUACCUGGUACUGAUACAAAAUACAUAGUUAAGGAGCCUGUGUAUUGUGAAAGGGAGAUUGAUAAUGGCUAUAGUAACACAGUUGACAAUGGCACUCCCGUUUAAAAAGAAUGGAAAGGACACUUGUUGUUGGGUAAGCUCUAAUCUAAUCUCUCCACCACCCUCCUCAGGACAGCGGUCAGCACCACAGCACGGCCUCUCUGGACAUCGUGACGGCCGAGGCCUUCUCCUCCAUCCUGGACUUCCUGUACUCGGGCCGACUGGACCUGCGCAGCGAGAACGUCAUCGAGGUGAUGUCAGCGGCCAGCUACUUCCAGAUGACUGACGUGGUCUCCUUCUGUAAAGGCUACAUCCGCUCCUCUCUGGAGAUCUACAAUAGGGAUAAUGAGGGGGAGAGAGCGAGAGAGGGGGAGAGGGAGAGAGAGCGAGAAAGAGAGAGGGAGAGAGAGAGAGAAAGAGAGAGGGAGAGGGAGAGAGAGAGAGACAAAGGGAGGGAACGGGAAAGAGAGACGGAGAGAGAGGGUCCGGCUGACAGUGGAACCCCAGCCUUGCCACCUCCUUCUUCCAGUGCCUCUGUAGCUGUAACUGUUCCUCCGUUGUCACUAGAGGGAGAUGGAGUUACUAAUGUAAGUUCAGAGCCCUCCCCAUCCACUGUCACAGACCCCCCAUCCUCAGCAGCCCUCCCCAGUGUCCCCACGCCCCCCGGCCCCAGCAGGGACUCGGAGAGCGACGACUGCAGCUCCAGAGGGGAGUUCCCGUCUCAUAUUAUUGGGGGCCGGACGCCCCACGGACACAGGGACCACCUGACGAACCCCCUUUCCUCCUUAGAACAGGUGCAACCCAAGAUCGAGUACGACCCCGAUGACGAGCCCGAGGAGGGGUCCCCCGAUACCAAAGACCUGCCGUUGUUUAUGGGACCCCCCCUCCACCACCACCACCCAGACCACCACAUCCAUGACAGACUGGCGUCCUCCAGCGCUUCCCCCAGCAGCGAACGCUCCUCCCUGGGCUUCGGGGGCUGCCACGCCAGGCAGUUCAUGGAUGUGCUGUUGAGAGGUGGCUCCAGCCCCCACAGGGACAGAGGGGAGCAGGGCCUGAUGUUUGCCCAGGGAAUGGGCCUCUGGGGUGGGGGAGGCAGGGUGGAUGAGGGCCUGGGGAUGGGUGGUUCCUCCAUAAUGGAGAUACAGAGCGACUGGUACGGAGAGGACACAGGUAAUUACAUUCAUUUAGUUUUAACUCUAUAAGGCUUUAUAUUAAACUUUACUUUCCUCUUGUUUCUUCCUAAAUAUGGCGUUUUUUCUUACCACUAUCAGGCUUUGACUUUUAGGGGUUUAGGCCUGGGUUUCUUUCUGCUUUCAUGACAAGUAUAUUUGCUUUAAAGAAGAUCAUAAAACAUUGACUAAAGGACUAAAUCAUUGAUCAAUGCUGCCCCCUGCAGGUGAUGUCUUGAUGGUGCCAGUUUGUACUGUAUAUUGAUUGAUUCGUUGUUUGAUUGACUUUUCUCCCCUGCAGGAGAUGGCUUGGUAGUGCCGGUGAAGCUCCAUAAAUGUCCGUUCUGCCCGUACACUGCCAAGCAGAAGGGCAUCCUGAAGAGACACAUCCGCUGUCACACUGGAGAGAGACCCUUCCCCUGUGAGACAUGUGGCAAGAGGUUCACACGCCAGGAGCACCUCCGCAGCCACUCACUCAGCGUAAGAAAGGGGGAGACGUGUGUGUGUGUGUGUGUGUGUGUGCGUGUGCGUGUGUGUGUGUGUGUGUGUGUGUGUGUGUGUGUGUGUGUGUGCGUGUGCGUGUGAAAGAGAGUUUGUCUCAAACAAUGAUUUACUUCAACCAUAACCAGACAAAUAUGUAGCUACGCUAAAAUCAUUAGAAUCUGUUGAUUAGGUCUGACCAUCUCUCUAUCUGACCAUCUCUCUGUCUGACCAUCUGUUGAUUAGGUCUGACCAUCUCUCUAUCUGACCAUCUCUCUGUCUGACCAUCUGUUCUUUAGGUCUGACCAUCUCUCUGUCUGACCAUCUGUUGAUUAGGUCUGACCAUCUCUCUGUCUGACCAUCUGUUGAUUAGGUCUGACCAUCUCUCUGUCUGACCAUCUGUUGAUUAGGUCUGACCAUCUCUCUGUCUGACCAUCUGUUGAUUAGGUCUGACCAUCUCUCUGUCUGACCAUCUGUUGAUUAGGUCUGACCAUCGCUCUGUGUGACCAUCUGUUGAUUAGGUCUGACCAUCUCUCUGUCUGACCAUCUGUUGAUUAGGUCUGACCAUCGCUCUGUCUGACCAUCUGUUGUUUAGGUCUGACCAUCUCUCUGUCUGACCAUCUGUUGAUUAGGUCUGACCAUCUCUCUGUCUGACCAUCUGUUGUUUAGGUCUGACCAUCGCUCUGUCUGACCAUCUGUUGAUUAGGUCUGACCAUCUCUCUGUCUGACCAUCUGUUGUUUAGGUCUGACCAUCGCUCUGUCUGACCAUCUGUUGAUUAGGUCUGACCAUCUCUCUGUCUGACCAUCUGUUGAUUAGGUCUGACCAUCUCUCUGUCUCACCAUCUCUCUGUCUGACCAUCUGUUGUCUGACCAUCUGUUGUUUAGGUCUGACCAUCUCUCUGUCUGACCAUCUGUUGAUUAGGUCUGACCAUCUCUCUGUCUGACCAUCUGUUGAUUAGGUCUGACCAUCUAUCUGUCUCACCAUCUCUCUGUCUGACCAUCUGUUGUCUGCUUGUCACUGGGUGUCUGUUCAGAGACACUGAUCUGUUCGCAUGCCUUUGGGUUCUUCAUAUUGAGGAAGCACACCAUCAUCAUGGUCAUGUAUAUGUCUGUGUCUGUCAGCCUGGUCCCUCUCUGUACUGUAGUCUGUGUCUGUCAGCCUGGUCCCCCUCUGUACUGUAGUCUGUGUCUGUCAGCCUGGUCCCCCUCUGUACUGUAGUCUGUCAGCCUGGUCCCCGUCUGUACUGUAGUCUGUCAGCCUGGUCCCCCUCUGUACUGUAGUCUGUGUCUGUCAGCCUGGUCCCCCUCUGUACUGUAGUCUGUGUCUGUCAGCCUGGUCCCCCUCUGUACUGUAGUCUGUGUCUGUCAGCCUGGUCCCCCUCUGUACUGUAGUCUGUGUCUGUCAGCCUGGUCCCCCUCUGUACUGUAGUCUGUCAGCCUGGUCCCCCUCUGUACUGUAGUCUGUGUCUGUCAGCCUGGUCCCCCUCUGUACUGUAGUCUGUCAGCCUGGUCCCCGUCUGUACUGUAGUCUGUCAGCCUGGUCCCCCUCUGUACUGUAGUCUGUGUCUGUCAGCCUGGUCCCCCUCUGUACUGUAGUCUGUGUCUGUCAGCCUUGGUCCCCCUCUGUACUGUAGUCUGUGUCUGUCAGCCUGGUCCCCCUCUGUACUGUAGUCUGUGUCUGUCAGCCUGGUCCCCCUCUGUACUGUAGUCUGUGUCUGUCAGCCUGGUCCCCCGUCUGUACUGUAGUCUGUGUCUGUCAGCCUGGUCCCCCUCUGUACUGUAGUCGUUCCAGCCUGGUCCCCCUCUGUACUGUAGUCUGUCAGCCUGGUCCCCCUCUGUACUGUAGUCUGUCAGCCUGGUCCCCCUCUGUACUGUAGUCUGUGUCUGUCAGCCUGGUCCUCCUCUGUACUGUAGUCUGUCAGCCUGGUCCCCCUCUGUACUGUAGUCUGUGUCUGUCAGCCUGGUCCCCCUCUGUACUGUAGUCUGUCAGCCUGGUCCCCCCUCUUUACUGUAGUCUGUGUUCUGUCAGCCUGGUCCCCCUCUGUACUGUAGUCUGUUGUCUGUCAGCCUGGUCCCCCUCUGUACUGUAGUCUGUCAGCCUGGUCCCCCUCUGUACUGUAGUCUGUCAGCCUGGUCCCCCUCUGUACUGUAGUCUGUGUCUGUCAGCCUGGUCCCCCUCUGUACUGUAGUCUGUCAGCCUGGUCCCCCUCUGUCCUGUAGUCCUGUCAGCCUGGUCCCCCUCUGUACUGUAGUCCUGUCAGCCUGGUCCCCCUCUGUACUGUAGUCUGUGUCUGUCAGCCUGGUCCCCCUCUGUACUGUAGUCUGUGUCUGUCAGCCUGGUCCCCCUCUGUACUGUAGUCUGUGUCUGUCAGCCUGGUCCCCCCCUGUACUGUAGUCUGGUGUCUGUCAGCCUGGUCCCCCUCUGUACUGUAGUCUGUGUCUGUCAGCCUGGUCCCCCUCUGUACUGUAGUCUGUGUCUGUCAGCCUGGUCCCCCUCUGUACUGUAGUCUGUGUCUGUCAGCCUGGUCCCCCUCUGUACUGUAGUCUGUGUCUGUCAGCCUGGUCCCCCUCUGUACUGUAGUCUGUGUCUGUCAGCCUGGUCCCCCUCUGUACUGUAGUCUGUGUCUGUCAGCCUGGUCCCCCUCUGUACUGUAGUCUGUGUCUGUCAGCCUGGUCCCCCUCUGUACUGUAGUCUGUGUCUGUCAGCCUGGUCCCCGUCUGUACUGUAGUCUGUCAGCCUGGUCCCUCCUCUGUACUGUAGUCUGUGUCUGUCAGCCUGGUCCCCCUCUGUACUGUAGUCUGUGUCUGUCAGCCUGGUCCCCUCUGUACUGUAGUCUGUGUCUGUCAGCCUGGUCCCCCUCUGUACUGUAGUCUGUGUCUGUCAGCCUGGUCCCCCUCUGUACUGUAGUCUGUGUCUGUCAGCCUGGUCCCUCCUCUGUACUGUAGUCUGUGUCUGUCAGCCUGGUCCCCUCUGUACUGUAGUCUUUGUCUGUCAGCCUGGUCCCCGUCUGUACUGUACGUCUGUCAGCCUGGUCCCCUCUCUGUAAUGUAGUCUGUGUCUGUCAGCCUGGUCCCCCUCUGUACUGUAGUCUGUGUCUGUCAGCCUGGUCCCCCUCUGUACUGUAGUCUGUGUCUGUCAGCCUGGUCCCCCUCUGUACUGUAGUCUGUCAGCCUGGUCCCCCUCUGUACUGUAGUCUGUGUCUGUCAGCCUGGUCCCCCUCUGUACUGUAGUCUGUGUCUGUCAGCCUGGUCCCCCUCUGUACUGUAGUCUGUGUCUGUCAGCCUGGUCCCCCUCUGUACUGUAGUCUGUGUCUGUCAGCCUGGUCCCCCUCUGUACUGUAGUCUGUGUCUGUCAGCCUGGUCCCCUCUGUACUGUAGUCUGUGUCUGUCAGCCUGGUCCCCCUCUGUACUGUAGUCUGUGUCUGUCAGCCUGGUCCCCCUCUGUACUUGUAGUCUGUCAGCCUGGUCCCCCUCUGUACUGUAGUCCUGUGUCUGUCAUCCUGGUCCCCCUCUGUACUGUAGUCUGUGUCUGUCAGCCUGGUCCCCCUCUGUACUGUAGUCUGUGUCUGUCAGCCUGGUCCCCCUCUGUACUGUAGUCGUGUCUGUCAGCCUGGUCCCCCUCUGUACUGUAGUCUGUGUCUGUCAGCCUGGUCCCCCUCUGUACUGUAGUCUGUCCAGCCUGGUCCCCCUCUGCCGUACCUGGUCCUGUCUGUGUCUGUGCGUAGCCUGGUCCCCCUCUGUACUGUAGUCUGUCAGCCUGGUCCCCCUCUGUACUGUAGUCUGUCAGCCUGGUCCCCCUCUGUACUGUAGUCUGUGUCUGUCAGCCUGGUCCCCUCUGUACUGUAGUCUGUGUCUGUCAGCCUGGUCCCCCUCUGUACUGUAGUCUGUCAGCCUGGUCCCCCUCUGUACUGUAGUCUGUCAGCCUGGUCCCCCUCUGUACUGUAGUCUGUCAGCCUGGUCCCCCUCUGUACUGUAGUCUGUCAGCCUGGUCCCCCUCUGUACUGUAGUCUGUGUCUGUCAGCCUGGUCCCCCUCUGUACUGUAGUCUGUGUCUGUCAGCCUGGUCCCCGUCUGUACUGUAGUCUGUGUCUGUCAGCCUGGUCCCUCCUCUGUACUGUAGUCUGUGUCUGUCAGCCUGGUCCCCCUCUGUACUGUAGUCUGUGUCUGUCAGCCUGGUCCCCCUCUGUACUGUAGUCUGUGUCUGUCAGCCUGGUCCCCCUCUGUACUGUAGUCUGUGUCUGUCAGCCUGGUCCCCCUCUGUACUGUAGUCUGUGUCUGUCAGCCUGGUCCCCCUCUGUACUGUAGUCUGUGUCUGUCAGCCUGGUCCCCCCUCUGUACUGUAGUCUGUGUCUGUCAGCCUGGUCCCCCUCUGUACUGUAGUCUGUCAGCCUGGUCCCCCUCUGUACUGUAGUCUGUGUCUGUCAGCCUGGUCCCCCUCUGUACUGUAGUCUGUGUCUGUCAGCCUGGUCCCUGUCUGUACUGUAGUCUGUGUCUGUCAGCCUGGUCCCCCUCUGUACUGUAGUCUGUGUCUGUCAGCCUGGUCCCCCUCUGUACUGUAUGUCUGUCAGCCUGGUCCCCCUCUGUACUGUAGUCUGUGUCUGUCAGCCUGGUCCCCCUCUGUACUGUAGUCUGUGUCUGUCAGCCUGGUCCCUCUCUAUACUGUAGUCUGUCAGCCUGGUCCCCGUCUGUACUGUAGACUGUCAGCCUGGUCCCCCUCUGUACUGUAGUCUGUCAGCCUGGUCCCCUCUGUACUGUAGUCUGUCAGCCUGGUCCCCCUCGUACUGUAGUCUGUGUCUGUCAGCCUGGUCCCCCUCUGUACUGUAGUCUGUGUCUGUCAGCCUGGUCCCCGUCUGUACUGUAGUCUGUCAGCCUGGUCCCCCUCUGUACUGUAGUCUGUCAGCCUGGUCCCCCUCUGUACUGUAGUCUGUGUCUGUCAGCCUGGUCCCCGUCUCUGUACUGUAGUCUGUCAGCCUGGUCCCCCUCUGUCGUAGUCUGUCAGCCUGGUCCCCCUCUGUACUGUAGUUGUCCUGUCAGCCUGGUCCCCCUCUGUACUGUAGUCCUGUCAGCCUGGUCCCCCUCUGUACUGUAGUCUGUCAGCUGGUCCCCCUCUGUACUGUAGUCUGUGUCUGUCAGCCUGGUCCCCCUCUGUACUGUAGUCUGUGUCUGUCAGCCUGGUCCCCCUCUGUACUGUAGUCUGUCAGCCUGGUCCCCCUCUGUACUGUAGUCUGUGUCUGUCAGCCUGGUCCCCCUCUGUACUGUAGUCUGUCAGCCUGGUCCCCCUCUGUACUGUAGUCUGUGUCUGUCAGCCUGGUCCCCCUCUGUACUGUAGUCUGUGUCUGUCAGCCUGGUCCCCCUCUGGUACUGUAGUCUGUGUCUGUCAGCCAUGGUCCCCUCUGUACUGUAGUCUGUGUCUGUCAGCCUGGUCCCCCUCUGUACUGUAGUCUGUGUCUGUCAGCCUGGUCCCCCUCUGUACUGUAGUCUGUGUCUGUCAGCCUGGUCCCCCUCUGUACUGUAGUCUGUGUCUGUCAGCCUGGUCCCCCUCUGUACUGUAGUCUGUGUCUGUCAGCCUGGUCCCCCUCUGUACUGUAGUCUGUGUCUGUCAGCCUGGUCCCCCUCUGUACUGUAGUCUGUGUCUGUCAGCCUGGUCCCCCUCGGUACUGUAGUCUGUGUCUGUCAGCCUGGUCCCCCUCUGUACUGUAGUCUGGUCUGUCAGCCUGGUCCCCCUCUGUACUGUAGUCUGUGUCUGUCAGCCUGGUCCCCCUCUGUACUGUAGUCUUUGUCUGUCAGCCUGGUCCCCCUCUGUACUGUAGUCUGUGUCUGUCAGCCUGGUCCCCCUCUGUACUGUAGUCUGUGUCUGUCAGCCUGGUCCCCUGUCUGUACUGUAGUCUGUGUCUGUCAGCCUGGUCCCCCUCUGUACUGUAGUCUGUGUCUGUCAGCCUGGUCCCCCUCUGUACUGUAGUCUGUGUCUGUCAGCCUGGUCCCUUCUGUACUGUAGUCUGUGUCUGUCAGCCUGGUCCCCCUCUGUACUGUAGUCUGUCAGCCUGGUCCCCCUCUGUACUGUAGUCUGUGUCUGUCAGCCUGGUCCCUGUCUGUACUGUAGUCUGUGUCUGUCAGCCUGGUCCCCCUCUGUACUGUAGUCUGUCAGCCUGGUCCCCCUCUGUACUGUAGUCUGUCCAGCCUGGUCCCCCUCUGUACUGUAGUCUGUUCAGCCUGGUCCCCCUCUGUACUGUAGUCUGUGUCUGUCAGCCUGGUCCCCGUCUGUACUGUAGUCUGUCAGCCUGGUCCCCCUCUGUACUGUAGUCUGUCAGCCUGGUCCCCCUCUGUACUGUAGUCUGUCAGCCUGGUCCCCCUCUGUACUGUAGUCUGUCAGCCUGGUCCCCCUCUUGUACUGUAGUCUGUGGUCUGUCAGCCUGGUCCCUCUCAAUACUGUAGUCUGUCAGCCUGGUCCCCGUCUGUACUGUAGUCUGUCAGCCUGGUCCCCCUCUGUACUGUAGUCUGUGUCUGUCAGCCUGGUCCCCCUCUGUACUGUAGUCUGUGUCUGUCAGCCUGGUCCCCGUCUGUACUGUAGUCUGUCAGCUUGGUCCCCCUCUGUACUGUAGUCUGUGUCUGUCAGCCUGGUCCCCCUCUGUACUGUAGUCUGUGUCUGUCAGCCUGGUCCCCCUCUGUACUGUAGUCUGUCAGCCUGGUCCCCCUCUGUACUGUAGUCUUUGUCUGUCAGCCUGGUCCCCCUCUGUACUGUAGUCUGUGUCUGUCAGCCUGGUCCCCCUCUGUACUGUAGUCUGUGUCUGUCAGCCUGGUCCCCCUCUGUACUGUAGUCUGUGUCUGUCAGCCUGGUCCCCCUCUGUACUGUAGUCUGUGUCUGUCAGCCUGGUCCCCCUCUGUACUGUAGUCUGUCAGCCUGGUCCCCCUCUGUACUGUAGUCUGUGUCUGUCAGCCUGGUCCCCCUCUGUACUGUAGUCUGUCAGCCUGGUCCCCGUCUGUACUGUAGUCUGUCAGCCUGGUCCCCCUCUGUACGUGUAGUCUGUGUCUGUCAAAGCCUGGUCCCCCUCUGUUACUGUAGUCUGUGUCUGUCAGCCUGGUCCCCUCUGUCUGUAGUCUGUGUCUGUCAGCCUGGUCCCCCCUCUGUACUGUAGUCUGUCAGCCUGGUCCCCCUCUGUACUGUAGUCUGUCAGCCUGUCCCCCUCUGUACUGUAGUCUGUGUCGUCAGCCUGGUCCCCCUCUGUACUGUAGUCUGUGUCUGUCAGCCUUGUCCCCCUCGUACUGUAGUCUGUCAGCCUGGUCCCCCUCUGGACUGUAGUCUGUCAGCCUGGUCCCCCUCUGUACUGUAGUCCUGUCAGCCUGGUCCCCCUCUGUACUGUAGUCUGUGUCUGUCAGCCUGGUCCCCCUCUGUACUGUAGUCUGUGUCUGUCAGCCUGGUCCCCCUCUGUACUGUAGUCUGUGUCAGCCUGGUCCCCCUCUGUACUGUAGUCUGUUUGUACUGAUGGACUUCGUGUUUCUGUCUCUGACACCCAGGUGCACCGCUCCAGUUGGCCCGUGGUAUGUAAGGUGUGCAGGUGUAGCUUCACUGGAGCCCUGUCCAACGGACUCAAACGCUUUGGCCUGUGUGACAACUGUACCUGUGUUAAUACCACGGGCCACGACGACCACUCACCUCCCGCCCACAUCAACCUCAACGGCCAACCAGAGGCCAUGGAACGCGGGGACGGAGACAAUGAUUGGCCCAUCUUCAUGGAUGAUGCUGAUGACAUGGAGGCAGGGGGAGAGAUCAUAGAGGAACUGGGGGAGAAGGGCAGAACUACACAGACGACUAUCAGAGAUCCCAUCCACAGUGGACAUGAAGGAGAGGAGACAAGAAAAGGAAGAAUUGAACUUUCGGACACAGUUUUAGUCCUAUCUUGCCCUCUACCUCCUCCCAGUGGUUUAAGAGGGGAACAAUCCAAGACCGAGACAGAGUUCCAUGUUUACGUUCUCUUGGCUACUGUCAUGGUUACAGUAUGAUCAAAAGAUUGUGCGGAACUUGAGUGAAUUAUGUUUAGCAUGACCAUUAGAGGACUGUGUUAUCCCUAGAAGAAAGACACUGUGUUAUCCCAAGGAGAAAGACGUUGUUAUCCCAAGGAGAAAGACGUUGUGUUAUCCCUAGGAGAAAGACAU
Messenger RNA from Coregonus sp. 'balchen', 22825 nucleotides. Lineage: Eukaryota; Metazoa; Chordata; Actinopteri; Salmoniformes; Salmonidae. The record is from the annotation of a GenBank genome assembly.